Rhodotorula graminis WP1 is the source of this 1623-nucleotide messenger RNA. RefSeq lists its product as uncharacterized. Lineage: Eukaryota; Fungi; Basidiomycota; Microbotryomycetes; Sporidiobolales; Sporidiobolaceae. Gene Ontology annotation, biological process: proteasome-mediated ubiquitin-dependent protein catabolic process; ubiquitin recycling. The record is from RefSeq and is a predicted model, not a curated record. The annotation marks the transcript as partial. The transcript is spliced from 2 exons. Gene Ontology annotation, molecular function: ubiquitin binding. Gene Ontology annotation, cellular component: nucleus; cytoplasm.
CUCCCCGACUUCAUCCGCACCUUCGACGAGCUCCCCGCCACCCUCCAGUCGUACACCAUCUUCCAGCUCCUGCGGCGCGCACCCCUUCCCGUCCUGCAGACGCUCAACCAGGUCAUCGAGCCGUCCCUCCGCCGCGACUUCCUGUCGGACCUGCCGCCCGAGCUCGGCGCCUACAUCCUCGGCUUCAUCGACGCCCGCACGCUGUGCCGCGUGUCCCUCGUCAGCCGCGCCUGGAAGCGUCUCGUCGACGGCGACGCCCUGCCGCGCGUCUGGAAGGACAAGCUCGAGGCCGACGGCCUGUGGGUCGGCGAUGGCAGCGACGAGCAGGAGGCGCUCGACCUCGCGCGAGGGUACAAGGACGACCUGUUUCUCCAGAGAUGGCGGGCCGGUGUCUGGGACGAGCAGCCGUCGCCGUUCCCGCCCGUCCACGUCAAGCCGGCGUACAAGGCCCUGUACCGCCGUCGCGUCCUCACCCGCCACAACUGGAAGAGCGGCACGCCGACGCGCACGUCGUUCCCGUCGAGCACCCCUGUCGCCGGCGCGCCCAACACGAACACCGGCAACCACGUCGUCACGUGCCUGCAGUUCGACACGGACAAGGUCGUCUCGGCGUCCGACGACAACACGAUCAGCGUGUUCGACAUGAAGAGCGGCACGGUGCGCGCCAACCUCGCCGGCCACAUCGGUGGCGUGUGGGCGCUCCAGUACUCGGGCAACGUCCUCGUCUCGGGCUCGACCGACCGCACCGUGCGCGUGUGGGACCUCGACACGCUCAAGUGCACGCACGCCUUUGUCGGGCACACGUCGACGGUCCGGUGCCUCCAGAUCGUCGAGCCCGAGAACGUCAACCCGGACCCGCACGGCCCGCCCGUCUGGCAGCCGGCCUUCCCGCUCAUCGUCACGGGCUCGCGCGACUUCUCGCUGCGCGUGUGGAAGCUCCCGAUGCCUGGCAAGGACCGCGACUACCUGCCCGACCUGUCCGAGCUCGAGAACGAGGUCGACCCGGCGUCGCUCAACCCGUACCACCUGCGGCACCUCACGGGCCACACGCAGGCCGUGCGCGCCCUCGCCGCCAAGGGCAACACGCUCGUGUCGGGCUCGUACGACAUGGACGUGCGCGUGUGGGACAUCUCGUCGGGCCGGGUCCGCCACAUCCUGCGCGGCCACACGCAGAAGGUCUACUCGGUCGUGUACGACCACGUGCGCAAGCAGUGCGCGUCGGGCUCGAUGGACGGCACGGUGCGCCUGUGGUCGACCGAGACGGGCGAGUGCAAGGCGGUCCUCGAGGGCCACACGUCGCUCGUCGGGCUCCUCGGCCUCACGCACCGCAACCUCGUCUCGGCCGCCGCCGACUGGACCCUGCGCAUCUGGGACCCGGUCACGGGCGCGUGCCGCCACUCGCUCGCGGCGCACCAGGGCGCCAUCACGUGCUUCCAGCACGACGAGCACAAGGUCAUCAGCGGCUCGGACGGCACGCUCAAGAUGUGGGACGUCAAGACGGGCGAGUUUGUGCGCGACCUCCUCACCAACCUCACCGGCGUGUGGCAGGUCUCGUUCGACGAGCGCUUCUGCGUCGCGGCCGUCUCGCGCAACGGCCGCAGCGAGUUCGAGAUCCUCGACUUU